CCGUAGUUCCACCAGUCGCCACCAGAGGUCCGAUGAAACGAUGGCACUGUCGGUGGUAAGAAAGGGAGUUUCAUCCCUAACUGGGCUGGCAGGUCGGCGGCUGCUGCCCUCGGCAUCUGUGCUGCAACCACAGGUGGCCACCAUCGUGAGUAAGGCACUGCGGGACAAGGACUACAGGCGGCCAGCCCCCUUUCCCUACAAGGACUCCCAGUAUGGCCUCGUUGCAGCGCUCAUGGACAAGACCACACAUCGCUUUGAUGAAAACUCCAAGAUAAUUGUGGUCGAUGGGCCAAUUGCUGCAGGAAAAACAAAGUUUGCAAAGGAAGUGGCUGAGGAGUUGGACAUGCUCUUUGUCCCAGGUGCCAACAUGGACAUGGUAUACAUCAACUCCUAUGGCUAUGACAUGCGCCAGCUUGACUCCGAGAUGCCAGACGCUGCCAAGAGUUUUGAUGAAAAGAAUUUCCUUCAGAAUCCAACCCACCGCAAUGUUGCAUCUUUCCAAUUUGAAAUGUUCCAACUCAAGCUGACACAAUACAUUGAUGCCCUUGCUCAUGUGUUGAGCACAGGCCAGGGAGUCGUGAUGGAACGCAGUGUGUACAGUGACAUGGUCUUUGUGGAGGCAAUGGCAAAGUUUGGAUACAUGAGCAAAGCAGCAAGGAACCUGUAUUAUGAGUGUAAGAAGAUGACGGUGCCUGAGCUGAUGCGACCACACUUGGUCAUCUACCUGGACAUGCCUGUAUCCAUUGUCCAGCAGCGAAUCAAGGCCCGGAAUCUCCCUCAUGAGGUCAACUCCCCUGCCUUGACCCCAGAGUUCUUGGCACAUAUGGAGAUGGUUUACAAGCAGUAUUUCCUUAGGGAGAUCAGUACCCAUGCUGAGGUCCUGAUCUAUGACUGGUCAGAGGAAGGAGACACUGAGGUUGUAGUGGAAGACAUUGAGCGCAUUUCCUUUGACUUUGACAAAAAUGACCCAAAGCUGGCUGACUGGAAGCAGCCAGAUGAGUGGGAGUGGUGCCAGAAGCGCAUGCAGUACACCAAAGGGAAGAAGAAGAUCCUCAACUGGAUGAAUGUGCCAGACUUCAGUGUGCCAGAACUGAUCCUGAAUGCCGAAGAACAUAAGAAAUUCAAGGAUGCCUGGUGGAAUGCUCCUGGUAUGAAGUAUGCAGAAGGUUUCAACGCAGAGAUGGGGGACCAGUUCCUUAAUACGAAGACAAAAAUUGGCACCUAAAAUACCUGCUCUUGUUUCCUCAUGAAUCUAUAGAAAAUAUUUAGCACCAGCAGGCUUGUAUUUGAGAAUGAGAGGGAAGCAAUUGCCAAGGAUUUUUCAGAAAUGCUAGCCUGCAAAUAUUUUUUUUUUAUUUUGAACACUUUUCAUUUUGCA
Molecule: messenger RNA, 1378 nt
Organism: Penaeus monodon (black tiger shrimp)
Lineage: Eukaryota; Metazoa; Arthropoda; Malacostraca; Decapoda; Penaeidae
Gene: ND-42
Product: NADH dehydrogenase [ubiquinone] 1 alpha subcomplex subunit 10, mitochondrial-like
Exons: 9
Coding region: 41-1225 (394 amino acids)
Biological process (GO): mitochondrial electron transport, NADH to ubiquinone
Cellular component (GO): cytoplasm
Source: RefSeq, a predicted model, not a curated record